Mytilus trossulus (common blue mussel) is the source of this 2247-nucleotide messenger RNA. RefSeq names its product zonadhesin-like. Gene Ontology annotation, molecular function: calcium ion binding. NCBI's taxonomy places the organism in Eukaryota, Metazoa, Mollusca, Bivalvia, Mytilida, Mytilidae. The record is from RefSeq and is a predicted model, not a curated record. The transcript is spliced from 9 exons. Bases 126 to 2240 code for a protein of 704 amino acids.
CGUGUCAAGACAAUGCAGUUUAUAAGUCAAUUACGUCAUCAUGCCCGGCGACUUGUGUAAAUCCAGAUGCACCGUUUAAUUGUAAUAUUCCACCACGUGAAGGUUGCGAGUGUAAAGCUGGUUACAUGUUAAGUCAUCUAGCAUGUGUACCUGUAGCACAGUGUGGAUGUAAGACAGAGAAGGGCGAUUAUAUUCCAAUUGGUGCGAAAAUAGAAAGUCCCGAUUGUACAAGUGUUAGAGCAUGUGUAGCUAAAGGUGAUAGAGGAACAUUUGUUAGUUUUACCCGUCCUGUAUGUGGUAGGAACGCUGUAUGUAAACCAGUAGGAGGACACUACAAGUGUGCCUGUAAACCUGGUUUGACUGGUGAUCCAUUGAAAGAAUGCAUUAACCCGACUUGUUCAUGUACUGCUAGUGGUGAUCCCCAUUACAGGACAUUUGAUGGACAGAUAAUACAUUUCUUUGGGGCGUGUAAAUACACCGUGGCUGCCCAUGACAAUUCUGCAUGUCGGUUUGCUGUGGAGGCAAAACAUGAAUACAGAGGUGGAAAUAACAAAGUGACUUUCAUGAGACUUGUUGACCUCAAAUUUCAUGGUCAUGUGUACCGUUUGCACAUGGAUCGUAAACUAUAUGUUGAUGGUAUUCAAAAGUAUCCUCCUUAUGUGGACGAGGGUGUCGUGGUAUACACAUCAGGUCAGAGGUUACGACUGGAAACCUCUUGCGGCGUUGUGGUAGAAUACGAUGGUAUUCAUAUAAUGGAAGUUAUAAUUCCAAGAAAGUUUGGUCAGCAAGUAACCGGUAUAUGUGGAAACUGUAAUGAUAAACGUGAUGAUUUAAGAACAAAAGACGGGACUGAUGUUUCCACAAACAAAAACAAAUAUUCUCUGAUUGGAAACAGCUACGAAGUAAUGGAUGACUCCGAUCUAAUUAUCCCACAAUGCAAGCCUGCCAUAGAUGUUUAUCCAUGUACAGAUGAGUUAUUACUCAAGGCAAAAGAAUCUUUGUGUCGAUACAUAAAACUAGAUACUAUUGACGGUAAAUUCAAGAAAUGUAUCAAUGCGGAUCCUGAGAGAGCUAUGGAGAUGUAUGAUUCUUGCAUUAUCGAUUAUUGUGCUUACUAUGGACGACCAAACUUCCACCAGGUUAUGUGCGAAGGUCUAGAGGGAUUUGCAGAGCAAUGCCACAUAAUGGGCAUACCUAUCAGCUGGCGAGAUGACAAACUAUGCCCACUAUCGUGUGGUCAGAAUUCUAAUUACAAACCACAAAUAUCAUCCUGUCCAGCAACAUGCUUGGCUCCACUUCUGUCAAAUAGUUGUAAACAACCACCACGAGAAGGAUGUGAAUGUAAAGCAGGAUAUUACAUGAGUAACUUAGAAUGUGUACCAGACACUCGAUGCGGUUGUACAACGUCAUACGGAGAAUACGUACCGGUUGGAGCAACAGUUGAGAACUCAGAUUGUACUAUUGCCAGGACGUGUCAGUUGAUAGACGGUAAAGCAAAACUAGUUGCAAAGACGUUGUCGCCAUGCGCUGCAAAUGGUCAAUGUAAACCUAUUGAUGGUCAUUACAAAUGUAUAUGUAAACCUGGAUUCCAAGGUGAUCCUUUGGCAGAAUGCACAGAAGUCAAAUUGGAAUGUGGGAAAGCAGCUGAUAUUGUGUUUGUUCUCGAUUCCUCCUCUAGCAUGAGGUCAAAUAAUUUUGCGAAAAUAAUCAACUUCGUGAAAAAACUUGUUAGUGGAUUUAUGUCUGAACAUGAACAAGUCAGAAUUAGUGUGAUAACGUUUUCACAUCGUUCUAGAAUACAAUUUUAUCUCAAUCGCUACACGGAACCUGAGGACAUUAUCAACGCUCUCAGCAAAAUUCGUCACAUGCGUGGAGGAACUCGAACAGAUUAUGCUUUGCAUGAUAUGCACAGUAAGGUAUUAACUGAGGCUAAUGGAGAUCGACCAGGUUAUCCAAAUAUUGGAAUAGUCAUUACAGAUGGAAAGUCAAAUUAUCCGAAGAAAACAAGAGAAGAAAUGAUUCAUAUGAAAGAAGAUGGUGUUAUGAUGUUUGCGAUAGGAAUUGGUUCAUCUAUUAACCAGGAAGAAUUGGAGACCAUCGCCAUUGAAAAAGACCAUGCUUUAAGAGUGAAAGGAUUUGACUCACUGGAGCAUAUCAUGGGAGAAUUUCAAGAGAUUACGUGUAGAGGAAUUGCUCAUGCUCCGAAACCUCAUUUCGUAGGUCAUCACCAUCCGCAUUAGUUUCGUG